Messenger RNA from Nasonia vitripennis (jewel wasp), 363 nucleotides. RefSeq names its product speckle-type POZ protein B-like. The record is from RefSeq and is a predicted model, not a curated record. The coding region runs from base 1 to 363 and encodes 120 amino acids. Gene Ontology annotation, biological process: regulation of proteolysis; proteasome-mediated ubiquitin-dependent protein catabolic process. NCBI's taxonomy places the organism in Eukaryota, Metazoa, Arthropoda, Insecta, Hymenoptera, Pteromalidae. Gene Ontology annotation, cellular component: cytoplasm. The transcript has a single exon. Gene Ontology annotation, molecular function: ubiquitin protein ligase binding.
AUGGUGGAGAUUGCCGAUAUCAAAUACGGCGUUCUUAUGGAAAUGAUUCGUUUCAUUUAUGCCGGAAAGACAAAUGACAUCGAUGCACUCGCUGAUGAUCUGGCGGUUGCAGCGGACAAAUACGCAUUGGAUGGGUUGAAGAAUAUAUGCGAGAAGAGGAUGCUUAAAAUCUUGAACAUGGACAAUGUCAUCAAUUUUGUACAACUCGCCGACACAUUCCAAAUGGUUAAAUUGAAGAAGAAGGCGAUCGAAUUUAUCGUGAAAAAUGCGCUCUAUUGUGUCGGUAACAAACCGGAGUUCGGAUUGUUGCCUCAGGAUAUUGUAUUCGAAGUAUUUCAGUGUAUGGCAAACAAGUUGGCAUAA